AAAAAAGCAAAAUGGUUCAGAAUUACGCAAUGCGUUUACAUCCAAACGCCGUAAAAACCGCGCGAAAAGCCGUCCAUAACGCCGUAUUUAACUGCGUUUUAAGGCGCCCCGACAAGCGCCGCCUUUUGCGCCGCUGUCUGGCCAUAUGACGCCGUAAAAAACGCCGUUUUGGUUGCACAGAGCGCGCGUCUUUUACGGCGUUUUGUCUGUUGUAUAAUGAGCCCCUCCCACUGAUUUCCACAGCCAAUAAGUUUGAACUGCUCUCACCCAAUCACUGAUGAGCAGAGCCAGGAUCUAAUUCACCAUGGCCUUGGUACUAAAUCCUUGUAGUGGCCAUUGACAUUACUAUGUUUUGAUUAGUGGAAUGAAGAUGUUUAUGAAAAUCCUUUUUUCAAGUGAAUUUUAUGUAAACAAUCACUGCAGCCAAUUCCAGCAAAUUUGGCACACACCAACUCAAAAACCCCUAUCUAUAGGUAAAGUCUAUGUUUUUUAUUUAUGUUUAUUUUAUUUUAUUUAUUUGAUUGACAUCGAGAGUUAAGGCCUUAAGACCUGGACGGAUCAAAUAUUUCCCCCGGCAUUUCACCAAGCAUUCACUUGAGACAUAAUUGUGUUUGCGAGACACAUACAUUCUGAUGUGCGCACUUUGGAUGUUUCAGUCAGAGUAAGAUCAUUGUUGUGUCUUAACAUCUUUGAAUAACCCUUAACAUCAAUCAAGUCCCGCACUUUAUUUUCUCUAGUACAGUAUGUUAAUUCCUUUAACGCAAUAGGCAGACUCGCUCUGCUUGAUAUGCAGCUUUUGCAGUAAUAAUGAAUGCACUUUAUUUAGCCUACAAUAAAGCUGUGCGUUAACAUGUAUGAUAUGCUUUUUAAUUAUGUUUUUUAAAACUCUAUUCUUUUUUUAAAUGCGUCAUGCAGAAUCGUUCUCAUCAGCAGGUGCAUCAUAAACAUCGCCUACACUAAAAAAAAUCCGUAAAAACAGGGCACAAUAUACUGUAUUUAUAUGAAGAAAUUUUCCAUAUUCAUUUUUUACAGUUGUUUCACUUGUAUUUUACGUUUUGCACUGAAUUAAAUUACAUUUUAGCAUUAACGGAAAUGUCUGUAAAAUAAAGGAAAAUGUACUGGUAAUUUUCUGCCAGUACUUUAUCUGUUUUAACGGGAUUUUUUUACAGUGUAUGUACAGUGGCAAGAAAAAGUAUGUGAACCAUUUGGAAUUUCAUGGUUUUCUGAAUAAAUCUGUCAUAAAAUGUGAUCUGAUCUUCAUCUAAAAUCUAUCAAAAACGGCGUUCGGAUAUAAACGCGUUUAAUCUAUGGCGUAAUUCUGACACCAUCGGCUUGCCAUACAAAAGAGCAGCGCAGCGCGCCUCGCGUUUUCUAACAUGAAAUCGCGUUCUGUGUGAUCGUACGCUUAAGAGAGCAGGACUUUUACUCGAUCACAUUCUGCUAUUUAUAAACAUCAGAACAUUUUAAUGUAGUUGUGGCGAGGGGAGCGUGGUGUAGCGAGGUAUGCGGCAGGAGAGAGGACCGGGCCCAGACAUGUGUUAAGUUUUAUUUAUGUUUGUGUGGCCGGCAGUCGACCGUGAGGUGGCUGCCGGCCUUUUACUUCCGUGUUAUUGUUUGUUUAUUUUAGAUUAAAGUUUAUUGUUUAAAUGUUCGCCGGUUCCCGCCUCCUUCCUUCCCUACAUUGAACUUUGUUACAUUGGUGCCGAAACCCGGGAAGGAAGAAGGAGGGACACUACCAUCAUGCAGGCAACAUCGGGCACGCCGUUUGCGGACAUCAUCGCGUCUCUCGCGGUCCUCCACCGCGAACAACACCAGGCGCUGCUGGACCUUCGGAAUGACCAUGAGCUCCGCUUCCAGUCCGUCUUCCAGGCCCAGCGAGAGGACCGCGAGAGCUUCCGGAGCUGGAUGGACCAGGGGGUUCGGGCAGAAGCGUCCGCGUCCGCGACAACCGCCGCGUUCCUGCCGCUGUCGAAAAUGGGGCCAGAGGAUGACCCCGAGGCAUUUCUCGACCUGUUCGAGAAGACGGCGGAAACUAGCGGCUGGCCCCCGGAGGACUGGGCGAGGCGACUCCUGCCGUUGCUGUCGGGGGAAGCGCAACUGGCGGCCCGGCCACUGCCCGUCCAGAACCUCCUGGUCUUCGAAGACCUGAAGAGGGCCAUCCUCCAGAGGGUCGGCCGUAGCCCGGAGGAACAUCGGCAGCGAUUCCGGUCACUGGGGCUCGGCGAAAGCGGCCGUCCCUUCGUGAUGGCCCAUCAGCUCCGGGAUUCCUGCCGCAAAUGGCUGCUGGCUGGGAAAGGUGACGUCGAGGACAUCAUCGACCGCGUGGUGCUGGAACAGUUCAUCGCUCGGCUGCCCAAGAGAACGGCCGAGUGGGUCCAGUGCCACCGCCCGACAUCGCUGGACGCAGCCAUCCACCUGGCGGAAGACCAGAUGGUGGUGUGCCCCGGGGUUGGCGAAGCCCUCCCGGUGGUCUCUCUCUCCUCUCCGGAGACUGUUUCUCUCUCCCCCUCUUCUCUCUCUUCUCCCUCUCCACAUCCUGUCCCUGCACCCAGGUCCCGUCCUCCCGGUCCACCACGAGUGCCGCCGCGACGACGAUUCCCACAGACAGUGAGCUAUACGAGCGCGUACCAUGCUCCGCCCCGGGGAUUCCAGGACGGCAAUGGGUCCAACCUCUCUCCGCGCCCUUCCCGUGCUCCACUUCCCGCCACUCGGAUGGCGGAGACGCCUGGGCCGGCCUGUUGGCGCUGCGGGGACCCGGACCAUUGGGUCGAUCAGUGUCCAGUAAUGGAGGUCGGGACGAUGGUCCGGGUUCCCGACACGCCACGGGCUGCCCCCGGUCAGAACGGAGGGUACCAAAUUCCUACUGACGCGUCGGACAGAGGGCUGGGUGCUGUCCUGGCACAGGAGGUGGGGGGUGAGGAGCGGCCAGUGCUGUACAUUAGCCGCAAGCUCUCAAAGAGAGAGACUAAGUACAGCACUAUUGAAAAGGAAUGUUUGGCCAUCAGAUGGGCCGUUCUCACCCUUAGGUACUACCUCCUGGGCCGGGAAUUCACCCUCUGGUCGGACCACGCUCCCCUGCAGUGGCUCCACCGCAUGAAAGAUACCAACGCCAGGAUCACCCGUUGGUAUCUGGCGCUACAGCCUUUUAAGUUCCAGGUGGUCCACAGGCCGGGUGCGCGAAUGGUUGUAGCCGACUUCCUCUCCAGGAAUGGGGGGGGGGGGCUGCAGGCCGGACGGUUCCCCGGCCUGAGUCAGGCGGUGGGGGUAUGUGGCGAGGGGAGCGUGGUGUAGCGAGGUAUGCGGCAGGAGAGAGGACCGGGCCCGGACAUGUGUUAAGUUUUAUUUAUGUUUGUGUGGCCGGCAGUCGACCGUGAGGUGGCUGCCGGCCUUUUACUUCCGUGUUAUUGUUUGUUUAUUUUAGAUUAAAGUUUAUUGUUUAAAUGUUCGCCGGUUCCCGCCUCCUUCCUUCCCUACAUUGAACUUUGUUACAGUAGUAAAUAAAGAAUCAUUUAAACACACAUCUGUCUGGGACGCACAUGACUCUCAGCUGAACACACGUAUGAUUUUGCGCUCUGAGCGCACAAACUUGAAAAAAACUCAACUCUGCGCAGAAAAGCUCUUGACGUUAUGUGCGCUUUUUCCAUUGUCCAAUCGAAUGAGUGGAGAGGCGGGGCUUCCCUUGUGGCAACGGAAGUUUACAGAUGCUCUGAACGCCUGGAGACAUGGAGGAGAAACUUGUUGUGGCUGUUUCGGGUUACCUAGCAACAUAAAAGAGCUGCGCCUCGUUUUCGAACAUGAAAAGCGCGUUCUGUGUGAUCGCACCGUACUUCUGUCUUUUUAUUCAUCAUCUGCAAUUAUUUGUUUGAUCAUUUUCUUUCCAUAAUCAGCAAAAGACAAAACAAAUGAAUGUUUGUAAAGGAACAGGCUUGAUAUUCAACAUGUGCAGAAAAACAAAGAAGCUCUACACAAAAGCGUAAACGCUGAACACAAAUCUCUCACACACGCACACACGUUGUCAGUCUCACUCACUCAAUCUGUAUUUGUGUAGUUAAAACACAGCGAGAGCUGCAGAAGUUUGUGUAAAUGUGACACAAACGCAUGUCAUUGACUAAAAG
This is a messenger RNA of Triplophysa rosa, 4115 nucleotides long. RefSeq lists its product as uncharacterized. Gene Ontology annotation, molecular function: zinc ion binding; nucleic acid binding. The record is from RefSeq and is a predicted model, not a curated record. NCBI's taxonomy places the organism in Eukaryota, Metazoa, Chordata, Actinopteri, Cypriniformes, Nemacheilidae. Bases 1741 to 3291 code for a protein of 516 amino acids. The transcript is spliced from 2 exons.